UUCUUUUGUUCAUGUGAUUGUAUUAUUUAUGAUACGUUGUGUACUGCUACAGAGACUACUGCUGCACUGGCUGUAUUCACCUACAUUUGUUGGUGUGUAUGAGAUAAGAGGUUUAGGUCAUCUGCAAAGUCCAAAUCGUUUAGUUACAUCGAAAUUGUCCAUUGUAUUCCGUGUUCACCCUAAGAUAUAGUGGUCUUCAUAAUCUAGUCAACCACCAGAAGAAAGAUAAACGACGAGAGUAAGCAGCCUUGUCUGACACCGGUACUCACUUGGAAUACAUCUGCCAGCUGUCCUCCACCUAUGAAUUUCACUGUAGUCCGUCGUAUGACUUCCGUAUGAUGUUGACGAUCUUCUCAGGUACACCAUAGUGUCGAUGAGGGUUCCAUAGGUUUUUCCUAUCCAUAUUGUCGAAUACUUUCUCAUAGUCAAGGAAGUUGAUGUAUAGUGAGGAGUUCCAUUCAGUUGAUUGUCCAACAGUGAUCUGUAGUGUCAUCUAACACAGUAGGUCAACAAAUGUUGAAAUGUUGGCACUUAAAGAAAAGAGCCAGCAUAACUUUCAUGAAAUAAUGAGACUUGUAGCGUAGGCUUGUUGUCUGUCUGACUAUCAGAUGGUAAGUCUACUUUCAAGUAUUUUACUCUAUAUCAUUUUAAAUUUAAAAAUUCAUUGGUUAGUUUUUCAUAAGUUGCUAGUGUUCCCUCGCAGAUGUUUUUGAAGUAUUGCUCACGUAUAGCUGGCCUUCAGCUACUCUACAACUACCCUCCAUUCCCAGACAAAGUGAAUGGAACAUUGAAGUAGGUCCCCCAACUCUUGCUGAAGUUGAGAAGGCUAUAGUUAAUCUGAAACGAGGAAGGGCAGCUGGUCCAGAUGGACUGGCUUUUUACUCGAACACUACUAGUCGAGUCAGGGCUUAUGGCGAACUGUCAUCUACCUUUACAACCUCAAGUGGUGUCCGUCAAGGCUGCCCACUUUCUCCAUUUUUGUUUAACUUCAUCAUAGACUGACUGACUGACUGAAUUACUUUUCAUCUAACUUAGUAAUCACGUGCAGGUGUGCGUGUUUAGCACUUUAAGUGUGUGUGAAUUACCUGGGAACAGAAACAGAGGUGGAUUAGGCUUCGAACCAGAAACCUUGUAGUUGUUUCUCGAGUCUUUUAACCAGUAGGGCAUCGCUGACACUAGUUAUUGAUUAUUUUGUGACUUAUCGGAUAUCCUGUUUGACAAGGUGGACUCCUUUCACCAAGUGAUCUUUUUGUUUUGUUUUAAAGGUUGCCCAUAUUCAGUGCUAACAGAAGGACCUAUUUCUGACCGCUUUUCUUCUGUUAAUAAUCGUAGUUUGCUUUUACAAUAUCUAUGUUCAGAGAUAAUGGCUGUUAGACAAUUAUCUAUAAUGAAGUCUGUUGGUAAACAAAGUAACGAACAUCAUUUCAUGGAUGUGGACAGUUCGGAGGAUAAUGUAGAAAUUCUAUCCUGUUUGCAGAAAGCGUUUAAAGCUCUUGGCUUAAAAGUGCCUCCUGAUGACUCAGCACCUACUGUUAUAUAUUCUUGUCUUCAAAAAGGUGUAAGUGAUUACAAACGGUGCAUAGCUUAUGCAGAUGUUCGUUUCGUUCAUGCUUUUUAUUUCGGAAGUGUUUUCUAAUAAAUCCUAAUAGUAUCGUACAUUUAAUAAUUUGUGUUUGGAUAAUUUGUGGCAAAAUCGAACUAUUUACUAUUUCAUAUGACCGGAUACUAGUUGCAUGAGUAGGAUGGUUGGAGACACUUGCAGAACACUACAGUCGUCAAAAGGAUGGAUAGGAAAGCAACUGGGAAAAACUGACAGGGAUCUCCCAGUACAGAGUUCAAUGGAGAAUGCUGGUGGGCGGCAUAUGCUCUUUUGUGAGGGUUAACAGGUGUAAGUAAGUAAGUACAGUCGUCUAACAUGUUUUCAUUCUUUUCUAGGUGCUUCAAGACAACAUCAGGGAAUAUUAGUGGUUUUUAUCUUUUUAACAAUAUGAUAAACUGUCUUUAUCAUCAUUACCGUGUGUCCUCGUCCUUUUGCCGUUACCAUUCAUUUUUAUCACAAUAUACUUACUUACGCCUGUUACUCCCUAUGGAGUAUAGGCCGCCGACCAGCAUUCUCCAACGCACUCUGUCCUGAGCCUUCUUUUCUAUUUCCAUCCAAUUCUUGUACAUUUUUCUCAUGUCUGUCUCCGUUUCUCGGUGUAAUUUGUUCUUUGGUCUUCCUCUCCUCCUUUGGCCUUAAGGAUUCCAUGUGAGGGCUUGUCUUGUGACGAAGUUGGGUGCUUUCCUCAAUGUGUGUCCUAUCGACUUCCAGCGCUUCUUCCUGAUUUCUUCCUCCGCUGGGAUCUGGUUUGUUCUCUCCCAUAAUAGAAUGUUGCUAAUAGUGUCAGGCCAACGGAUCUGAAGUAUUUUGCGUAGACAACUGUUAAUAAACACCUUUAUUUUCUGGAUGAUGGAUUUCGUAGUUCUCCAGGUUUCUGCCCAU
This is a messenger RNA of Schistosoma mattheei, 2482 nucleotides long. NCBI's taxonomy places the organism in Eukaryota, Metazoa, Platyhelminthes, Trematoda, Strigeidida, Schistosomatidae. The record is from the annotation of a GenBank genome assembly.